AAGACCAGCUGCUGACAACCUCUUCUCUAUUAUCUAAUCUACCUCCUCUAUCCCAGGAACAUCGGAAGCCGUCAUGGCUACCCCACAAGUGGCAGAGUUUCCCAGAACCUUUGGUGUUCAUGAUUCUCAACAAAUGGUGUGGAUCCUGAGAGAAAAUUCACUAAUAGCAACUCCUUUUAGCAGCAAUGUCAAACCUGUCAGUCUUGAUUUAAUAACAUGUACAGACAAAGAAUUUCAUGAUGCGGGGAAAGGCAAUCCGGUUUACUUGGGAAUCAAGGGCAACCAUCUUUGUCUCUUCUGUGCAGAAAUUCAGGGCCAGCCUACUCUGCAGCUUAAGGAGAAAAAGAUCAUGGAUAUGUCAAAGGAGAAGAAAGCACAGAAGCCCUUUCUCUUUUUCCAUAGUAGGGAGGGCUCCACAUCUACCUUUCAGUCUGUUUCUUACCCGGACUGGUUCAUAGCCACUUCCACAAUGGCAGGGCAGCCUGUUAUUCUCACCAAGGAGAGGGGCAAAAAUUAUACCACUAACUUCUAUUUAGAGCCUGAGGACUAAUCAGCCUGGGCUGUGAGAGGCUGAUUCCAGAACAGAGGAUCAAGCAGUCAGAGAACCUUCCAUUCUAAAACACCAUAGGUCAUUUUGAGAGACCAGCAUGCACUGAUGCCCAUCCAUAGCCCACCUCACUCUCAACACCCAAAACCACCUCUUCCUUUAGACAUCAUUUUCUGCACCAUGUCUCCCCUCUGAACAUUAUUCUAGUAUAAAACCCAGGUCACUUUUUAAUUCUUUCCAGAUCUUGUCCCACCAUCCACUUAGCUGCCACAUCCAGUUAAGUCAACAUCCAA
Mustela lutreola (European mink) is the source of this 840-nucleotide messenger RNA. RefSeq names its product interleukin-36 beta-like. Gene Ontology annotation, biological process: inflammatory response to antigenic stimulus; positive regulation of gene expression; positive regulation of T cell differentiation. Bases 74 to 550 code for a protein of 158 amino acids. Gene Ontology annotation, molecular function: cytokine activity. Lineage: Eukaryota; Metazoa; Chordata; Mammalia; Carnivora; Mustelidae. The record is from RefSeq and is a predicted model, not a curated record. The transcript is spliced from 4 exons.